This is a messenger RNA of Plasmodium gonderi, 1839 nucleotides long. RefSeq lists its product as hypothetical. The record is from RefSeq and is a predicted model, not a curated record. The transcript has a single exon. The coding region runs from base 1 to 1839 and encodes 612 amino acids. Lineage: Eukaryota; Apicomplexa; Aconoidasida; Haemosporida; Plasmodiidae.
AUGCAAAAUGCGUGGAAUAAGUUCAAUAAAGCUAUGCAAAAUAUUCAAAAUGUUAUUCUUACAGAUGAUGAUGAUUCGUUAUUUCUAAAUGAGAAAUGUUUAAGUGUGAAUGAUGAUAAAAGUGGGGUAAAUGAUGAGGACAAUUUAACAAAAAGAGAAGAAACAGAUUACGGAAAUUCAAGUGUGAAGCUAUUGUCUCAAACUACGUCCAGUUUGAAAAAUACUUUAUUUAAAAUUUCCUCCCCUUGUAGUGGCGAUGACAAGGAGAAAAAUCUAAUAGACACGAAAAAUAUUUUAUAUGAAGAAAUUGUGAAGAACAUAAAUUUAUGCAACAAUUUGCUGAAGAAUGAAAAAGUACAACUACUAGUUAAUGAAUACCAAAUUAAUUAUAACAUUUCUGUUUAUGAAAAAGAAGAAAAAAACGAUUUGCUUUUAUUAAAUUAUGUAUGCAUAAAUAAAUAUAUCCUUUUCAUAUUAACGAAAUUUUUAAAUAUAAAUCUUAUCGAUAAAAUGGAGUUCAUUCAUAUGAAUAAGGAAGAAUAUGAUAAUAACAUAUAUCAUCUCUUUCUUAACAUAUUAAGUGCAGGAGGGAAUAUACAUGAACAUGAUAAUAGGAAAGACACUCUUUUUCUAAACCAUAACUACAAAAUGAACUAUUUAAAAAGUGACAAUUCAAAUCAGUAUGAGGUGGAAACAAAGGAAGAAAAGCACUUAAAUCUAAAGUACAAAGGCGAAGAGCAGGUAAUAAACUCACAUCAAACUGCACCACAGGAGCUGAGCAACUCUUCUCAAUAUAAAGAAGAAACGUUUCAUGUUUCUUAUCAGAACCACGAAAAAGAUAUCACAAAUGGAAAUAUUAAUACACAUCAUCACGAAAUGCAUACUUACAAAUGCACGGGACAUGAUAAUGAUUAUCAUUUAAAUAGUUCAUCUGCGGCGAAAAGGGAGGAUGAUAACCAUAAAAACUAUGAAAAAUAUAAUGAAAAAUAUGACACUUUCUACUCUUGUGUAGAUAAGGGAAAUGUUCAGAGUGAAUAUACGAAAGAUGUAGUGAUAAUAGAGCAAGAUGGAAACAAACGGGCUACUCAUCGAUCGAAUUGUGAAAACAAUGUGUCAUACAAUUCUCUUGAUGACUAUAAAAACAAUUUUUAUCAAAAUAAUGAAACUCCACCGAAUUAUACAAAUAAUUAUUUAUCUUGUAACAAAUCUAUGAAAACAAAUGAAGAACCUAUAUAUGGAACUGAAUUAAAUAGAAUAAUCGAAUUUUUUCCCCCCAAAGUUUCACUCACAGAAUGCAAAGAGGAUGAUUUCUGCAUAAAUGAAAUGAAAAUUGAUUUAAAGAAUGUUAUAAAAUCCAUGAAAGAAGAAAAUAAUGUUAAAAUAGACCUACUAAAUGAUAGGAUAAAAUAUCUGGAGUCAGAAAUCAUUAAAAAUAAAGAACGCAUGAUCACAUUUCAAAAACUAAAGGAGGAUGUGGAAAAAUACAAAAAAGAAAUAAAUAACAAAAAUAAAAUUAUAGAAGAUGUCGUUCGCGAAAAAGGAUUCCUGCAAAAUGAUAUUAACGUAAUGCAAACAAAAUUGGAACAUAGCACCAAAAUUUAUGAGGAUAAAAAGAAGCUUACCAAAUACUGUCAAGAAAAUCAUGUCGAUAAACAAUUAGUUAUGGAAAUGCUAAAAAAUAGUAGGGACUCGUUAAAAGCUACUAACAUUAAAAAUCAAGUAUUUCUAAUUUUAUGUGAUAUUCUGGGUAUUAAAAAUGUAAUACAGGGUGUGCAGCAGGAAAAAACUAUAUCCGAUCAAUUUUUGGAGUUCCUGGAUCAGGAAACCAAAGAUCCUUGA